AUGGAGGAGACCUCUCCCUAUCAAGUUUCAUACCUGGAUAGCGCAUACCCUCUACGGGAGCUUGAAGAUGUGAUACCAUGCUCUCUUUUCAGCAAAGUGAGGAACUAUCUCCUUCAGAAGCCCUUCCCACACCAUCGGUCGUAUUAUGAUUCCUUCCAGAUAUUCGCCGUAAAGGAAAUCGAGCUCAGUGGGUUACCGAUUGCGCACUUGGUACGGGGUUCAGGUGCCUUUGACGGGACUGCUUGCUUGGGCAUCUUUGGGAACUAUCCAACAUUUCGAUCCGACUAUCUCGAAGAUGGCGAGUGUGCGGAUCCAACAAACCCUUGCAUGCGCAUGCUUCUUCGGAAAGGGUUAUUACCAGGCAGGAAUGGGAUCGAUAUGUGGGAUAGGUGGCAUCGGCGAGAAUCAACUGCUCUUCGACGUUUUCUUGAGCGAGACCAGGAUUUGUGGCGGGGAGUUUCAGAGAAUGUUCAAGCACUCCACCGACAAUUCGCCGUCGACAGUCUUAUCCUCUCAAACCCUAAGGUUGUCUUAGCUGUCGGAGCUGCAGCCCAAAAGUGGAUCCACGAGCAAGAACCCAACGUUAAAAGCUUCCUAGUAAAAGGAAUUCGCGUCGGGAUUCAUAUAGAUGAUCAUGAUUCUAUGCCAAUCAAAAGAAUUGUUAUUGGAUGCCCUCACCCGGAAACAAUGUUUUUCCCAAAGGCGAAUUUAUUCGGAAGAUUAAUGGAUGAAGCGAUAAAUUUCGCUGUCGGGUUGGCCGGGCUCACAGCUCUUCCAAUACUGAAGGACUAUUUCACAAUCAAAGGGGAAAAUAUGGAGCGGCGGCGUCGCUCAACUGAGUCACCUUGGACUUUAACUGGACAGGAAAGCCGCGUGAUUCUCGUCGCUCGGAUGCGCAACUUCGAAAAAGAGACCAAUAACGCCAUCCCAUUUAGGGAUAUCCCCGAUUCAAUUCUUUGGGCGUAUGCUUUAAAGAAGGGUAUUAAAUGUACUGAAGAGGAGAUAAAAAAUACCCUCGAACCAGGGCAGACGCUAUGUGGGGCAAUUCUGCGAUCAUAUGCCUCAGCUAGCCAUAAAAUUAUGGAGGAGAGAGGAUGGCCGAACUUGAAAGAAGGCACGAGAGUGCAGGCUGCGGGAGGCUGGAAGUCCUUGAAGAAAGCAGCCAUGAAUUUGAAGGAGGCAACCGCGGUUAAGAGAACAAUGGAGGGAAAGUCGAUCCGAGGACAUCAAAAGAAGAAAUGUUCAGUAUGUGGUAUGAUAUUCCUGUCGAGGCAAGGCCUCUGGGAGCAUAGAAAAAAGACGCAUGAGAAAGUAACCUUCAGGUGUUCUGAUGUUUCUUGCCAUAAGACAUAUCAAAGUAGAAGUGGGCUUGCAAAGCAUAGGAAAACCCGUCACGAUAUUAAUGUUCAUCAAGAGUCUCGAAUUUAA
This is a messenger RNA of Orbilia oligospora ATCC 24927, 1428 nucleotides long. RefSeq lists its product as uncharacterized. The record is from RefSeq and is a predicted model, not a curated record. The transcript has 2 exons. NCBI's taxonomy places the organism in Eukaryota, Fungi, Ascomycota, Orbiliomycetes, Orbiliales, Orbiliaceae. Bases 1 to 1428 code for a protein of 475 amino acids.